CCUGUCAUUAGCUGUCCAGGCAUAGACGCAAGAUGACAGCAUUGGCUCUACGUUUUCUGGUGGCCAUCUGCGCCUUUUCCUGCAUAUCUGGCAUACGCAUCAAGAGCAACUCCACCAGCGGCAGGAGCAGCAGCAGCCUCUACAAGGAUCAGCGCAUUAUUGGUGGCGAGGCAGCACCGGAGGGAAUUGCCCCGUACCAGAUAUCACUGCAGAGCCUCUCGGGUGCCCAUUCCUGUGGUGGUGCCAUCAUUGCCGACAAGUGGGUCCUCACCGCCGCUCACUGUGUCAUGAACGCCAAUCCCCAGCUGCUGGUGGUCGUCUCUGGCACGAAUCAGUACAACAAUCGGGAGAAUCGCAACUUUGUGCAGGCUGUGCACAUCCACUGCAACUACGACAAUCCCUCGAUGCACAAUGACAUCGCGCUGCUGCAGCUGACCGAGUCCAUUGUGUGGAAUGAGCGGACUCAACCCAUACCGCUGCCUGUGGCGCCCAUGCUGCCGGGCGACGAAGUGAUUCUCACGGGCUGGGGCUCCACCAUACUGUGGGGCAGCACACCCAUCGAUCUGCAGAUAGUCUUCCUCAAGUACGUGCCACAUCGCGAGUGCAAGGAGGCCUUGAACGGCGACGAGGACUGCGAUGUGGGUCACAUUUGCACCUUUUCGCGGCAGGGCGAAGGCGCAUGCCAUGGGGAUUCGGGUGGUCCGCUGGUCAGCAAUGGCCAGCUGGUGGGACUCGUCAACUGGGGCUGGCCCUGUGCCACUGGUGUGCCGGAUGUCCAUGCCAAUGUCUACUUCUACUCGGAUUGGAUACGCAAUGUCAUGAGUGGCAACACAAAGUGUGGAGGCUACGGCACCGCAGAGCGCUAGAGGGACUGUCGUUUGGCUAUCGUUUGAUCAUAAAAUAAAACAUUAACGAUACAAAACACACAGAAACCAUUUACGAUAAGACAAGGCCCAUUAAUAAAGGCAUGAAAGUACCUUUGGGUGCUUAGUUUA
Molecule: messenger RNA, 995 nt
Organism: Drosophila guanche
Lineage: Eukaryota; Metazoa; Arthropoda; Insecta; Diptera; Drosophilidae
Product: chymotrypsin-2
Exons: 2
Coding region: 33-866 (277 amino acids)
Biological process (GO): proteolysis
Molecular function (GO): serine-type endopeptidase activity
Source: RefSeq, a predicted model, not a curated record